AUGGCUGGAGGAAACUGCACUGAGGUGGAAGAGUUUAUUCUUCUAGGAUUCACAGAUCAUGUAACCCUACAGCGUGUUGUCUUUGUGAUAUUUUUACUAAUUUAUAGUAUUACUAUUGUGGGGAAUGUUGGGAUCAUUGUGACUGUGAAAAAUGAUUCUCACCUUCAAACCCCCAUGUAUUUCUUUCUGAGCAACUUAUCCUUUUUAGACCUUUGCUACUCAUCUGUUGUCACCCCCAAAAUGCUGGUGAAUUUCCUGGUAGAGAGGAAAGUCAUCUUGUACACUGGCUGUAUCUUACAACUCUUUUUUUAUGCAGGUUUAGCAACUACUGAAUGCUACCUUCUGGCUGUGAUGGCAUAUGACCGAUAUGUGGCCAUCUGCAACCCAUUGAAAUAUACCACCAUUAUGUCCAAAACUGUCUGCAUUUCAUUAGUGGUACUGUGCUAUAUAGCUGGAUUUCUAAAUUCAUCCAUACAUGUGGGAUUUCGUUUAAAAUUAACCUGCUGUCAUUCCAACCUCAUCAACCAUUUCUUCUGUGAUGGACCUCCUCUGACUCAUCUUUAUUGUUCUGACAUCCAGCUCAAACAAGGAAUGACUGGAGGAAACUGCACUGAGGUGGAAGAGUUUAUUCUUCUAGGAUUCACAGAUCAUGUAACCCUACAGUGUGUGUUCUUUGUGAUAUUUUUACUGAUUUAUGUUAUCACUAUUUUGGGGAAUAUUGGGAUCAUUGUGGUUGUGAAAAAUGAUUCUCACCUUCAAACCCCCAUGUAUUUCCUUCUGAGCAACUUAUCCUUCUUAGACCUUUGCUAUUCAUCUGCUGUCACCCCAAAGAUGCUGAUGAAUUUCCUGGUACAGAAGAAAGUUAUUUCAUACACUGGAUGUUUCUUACAGCAAUACUUUUAUUGCUGUUUUGCAACUACUGAAUGCUACCUUGUGGCUGUGAUGGCAUAUGACCGAUAUGUGGCCAUCUGCAACCCAUUGAAGUAUACCACCGUCAUGUCCAGAAUGGUCUGCAUUCCAUUAGUGGUACUGUGCUAUAUAGCUGGACUUCUGAAUUCAUCCAUACAAGUGGGAUUUCGUUUAAGAUUAACCUGCUGUAAUUCCAACAUUAUCAACCAUUUCUUCUGUGAUGGACCUCCUCUGACUCAUCUUUAUUGUUCUGACAUCCAGCUCGUUCAGAUUCUGCUCUUUGCUUUUGUAGGAUUUAAUGAGGUUGCAACUACAUCCCUAGUGGUAAUCUCCUAUUUCUGUAUCAUUGUCACAGUCCUCCAAAUGCGUUCACUUGAAAGUAUUUACAAAGCAUUCUCUACCUGCUCUUCCCACCUGAUUGUUGUCUUCACUUUCUAUGGGACUCUUCUUUUCAUGUACUUGCGGCCUAGCUCCAGCUAUUCUUUGGAGCAAGACAAGAUCGUAUCUGUCUUUUAUGCUGUGAUCAUUCCUAUGCUCAACCCAAUGAUAUAUAGUUUAAGGAAUAAAGAAGUUAGAAAUGCCAUGAAAAAAACAUUUCAAAGAAUAGCCACUUCCAAGUGA
Protobothrops mucrosquamatus (brown spotted pit viper) is the source of this 1530-nucleotide messenger RNA. Its product is annotated as olfactory receptor 1020-like. Gene Ontology annotation, molecular function: G protein-coupled receptor activity; odorant binding; olfactory receptor activity. The record is from RefSeq and is a predicted model, not a curated record. The coding region runs from base 1 to 1530 and encodes 509 amino acids. Gene Ontology annotation, cellular component: membrane. NCBI's taxonomy places the organism in Eukaryota, Metazoa, Chordata, Lepidosauria, Squamata, Viperidae. Gene Ontology annotation, biological process: G protein-coupled receptor signaling pathway; sensory perception of smell. The transcript has 3 exons.